Molecule: messenger RNA, 1622 nt
Organism: Poecile atricapillus (Black-capped chickadee)
Lineage: Eukaryota; Metazoa; Chordata; Aves; Passeriformes; Paridae
Gene: MTX3
Product: metaxin 3
Exons: 9
Coding region: 36-983 (315 amino acids)
Biological process (GO): mitochondrion organization
Cellular component (GO): SAM complex
Source: RefSeq, a predicted model, not a curated record
CAGCGCCGCGCGGGCCGGCCGGCGUGGUGGACAAGAUGGCGGCUCCCAUGGAGCUGAGCUGCUGGGGAGGAGACUGGGGGCUGCCGUCCCUGCACCCGGAGUCUCUCACCGUCAUGGCUUACGCCAAAUUUUCUGGUGCUCCCCUGACAGUGAAUACCAUAAAUAACUCCUGGAGGGCUCCGAAAGGAGAUCUGCCACUUUUGGUAUCAGAAGAUAUUGUUAUUUCUCAGCCAGCAAAAAUACUAAACUUCUUAAGAAAGCAGAGAUACAAUGCUGAUUAUGAUUUGUCUGCAAAACAAGGCGCUGAUACACUGGCAUAUAUUGCACUACUUGAAGAGAAACUGCUUCCUGCUCUGCUGCACACUUUCUGGAUUGAGGCUGAAAAUUACUGCAGUGUGACAAAGCCAUGGUUUGCCUCAAGGAUUGCCUUUCCAAUGAGUUUGUAUGUGCCUGGAAAGAUGUCCAGGGAGGCGCUGAACAGGAUCUUGCUGACGAAGGGAGGCCCUCCACUCUACAGUCUCACUGAAGUGGAAGCACAGAUAUACAGGGAUGCCAAGGAGUGUCUAAAUCUCCUGUCAAAGAGAUUGGGAACAUCUCAGUUUUUCUUUGGAGAUACGCCUACCACCUUGGAUGCCUUUGUGUUUGGUUUCCUUGCACCAAUUUAUAAAGUGUGCUUCCCAAGGGUACAGUUGCAGGAGCAUUUGAAACAGCUUCCCAAUCUGUGUCGAUUUUGUGAUGAUAUUUUAACUUGCUACUUCAGGUUAACCGUCUCAGGCCAUUCUCCAGCUGGACAGGAUACAGCAGAUGCUAAUCUGCAGAAACUCACACAGCUUGUAAAUAAGGAAUCCAACUUGAUUGAAAAGAUCCGGCUCUCAUUGUUUCUCUGCAGAUGGAUGACAACCUUCGUAAGAGUCCUCAGCAUCCCCCUCGUAAGCUCACAACGCUCAAGCUUGCUGCAGGUGGAGAAGAAACUAGUCCAAUGAGUCGUUUAUCACCUUGACAUCUCUUGCUGCCCAUAUACAUGUGUCUUGUAACUCAACUGAGUGCCACAGUAAAUUUUUUUCAUGUGAAUGUUUUGCAAGGGAAGAAUCUGCUAAUGGGUACAAGUAGGGAAGAAAUAGAGCUUUACAAUCUUCUAUCUACCUGUUCUUUUAAGAAAUUGCAUGGAUCAGGCUGGCCACACACUACACUGAAGCUAAGCUAAGCUAAACAAAGCUUGUUACUGCAGAUGUUAACAUGAUUUUGUACAGCAUACUUUUGCCUUUAGCCUAGCAGAAAUGUUUACCUAAAGUUAAAAAUCUGCUUGUGGAAUGUUCACUGUUACUUUUUCUUUGGGGUUUGAUUUUACUGUAACCAUGUUACUGUAUGUGAGUGGAUAUACUCUUUGUCUGAGAAGGACAAAGUCCAGUUGCAAAGUCUGAAAAGACAAAAUGUUGCCAUUCAUGGCAGCCGAGAAAUGAAAAAAAUGACAGGAAGGUAAAUAUUUUUGUUGUGCUUUAAUGAGCUUGGGAUUUGUGUUUUAUGGUGGUUUGUAUCUUUGAAAAUUUGUCAUGUUGUACUUUGAAGGGGAUUAUUGAUAAGCAUGUGCGCUAUGGGGAUUAAAAUGAUGCACAAUGCUAACA